ACGAGGAGAAGAAAAGCAUCUGUGGCAAAUAAAUUCAAACUGUAGAGCAGCAUUGUACCUCUUAUUACUAUGAUUGUCACACUGAGACGAACUGUGGUAAGAACUUUGAACUGUGGAGGGAAGUAUCACACCUUUCAGGAUACAACCUGCCUAAGUAUUCUUAUUAGAAGUGUCACCCAGUUUUACUGCAUGUAAUGUAAUGUGAUGUGAUGUAUUUUAAAGUUCCGUUUUGUCCAACGGCCCCUGAACGCGCCGCCAUCAUCAAGCGUCUCUGAGGUUCUUUUAUCAAACGGCGUGGACGAACUGCGCAUGUGCGUGACUGAGCUCAGUCGGAAGCGAAGUCGAGCUAAUCUAAAGGAGGUCUACAUCAGAAACCGAAAAUAAAAGAGCCAUGUCAGGAUUUCUGGACGGAAUCCGGUGCGGAGACUGCGAGUGCAAUGUGGACUGGGGCGAGAGAAGAAACGCCAUCGCUUCUGUAGCUGCGGGAGUUCUGUUCUUCACAGGGUGGUGGAUCAUCAUCGAUGCAGCCGUGAAAUAUCCAGAUCAGGGACAGUUCCAUCAUGCCUAUCACACCUGUGGAGUCAUCGCAACAGUGGCUUUUCUCAUGAUAAAUGCUGUUUCAAAUGGCCAGGUGAGAGGAGACAGCUACAGUGAAGGCUGCAUGGGACAGACAGGCGCACGAGUGUGGCUGUUCAUCGGCUUCAUGCUGGCCUUUGGUUCUCUCAUUGCCUCCAUGUGGAUUCUGUUUGGAGGAUUCGUAGUGCCUCAGAAAGCUGUUGUGUACCCGGGUAUUGCCAUCUUCUUCCAGAACGCAUUCAUUUUCUUUGGGGGCUUGGUCUUCAAGUUUGGACGUACAGAGGAUUUGUGGCAGUAAUGGACUUUUGUGUCUUUGUGUGUCCGCUGUUAAACACUUUGCUUUCUGUAUGGUGUGAGACAAUGCUUUAGUGGUUGUCCACUUUAUAUAUAAAUAUAUAUAUAAACUUUUUUAGCUUUGAUUUAAAAUGUUUAAUUUAAACUGUUUUCUGUACAAUGGCUAAAUCGUGGCUAAGCACAAACUAUUCAUUGUGAGUUUGAAUAUUUGGCACAUCUUCAAAUGUAGCCCUGUUAAGUUUGAAUGGUUUACAGCUUGUGUAUAACAAAAAGUGUGUAUUCUGAGAGGAGUUGAGUGACUGCUAUGACAGCACCAAACUUCAUACACACUGAAUGUUUUAAGACACUGUACACACGGGCAAAUACUGAAUGUAACCGUGUGAGGUUGUUCGUGUUUCUCUUGAAAUAACACUCUGAACUCUGAAGCUUUGCCACCAUCCACAUUUAUUGUUCAUGGUUAGUUUUGCUUGGACUAUAAUGACCAGAAAUCAGCAAAGGUUUCACAACUGUAUAUUUUGUUUGCGUACUAGAGAUUUGUACUUUACUGCAACACUUCAAUUUUGCUUGUUUAACAGCCGAACCAUGACGUCAUUGUCCGGCAAUCAUGGCAGCAUUAACAUACACAUACCAAACAGUGAAUAAAUCUUUCAUUCAUCGUU
Molecule: messenger RNA, 1529 nt
Organism: Solea solea (common sole)
Lineage: Eukaryota; Metazoa; Chordata; Actinopteri; Pleuronectiformes; Soleidae
Gene: tmem50a
Product: transmembrane protein 50A
Exons: 7
Coding region: 392-874 (160 amino acids)
Biological process (GO): late endosome to vacuole transport via multivesicular body sorting pathway; protein targeting to vacuole
Source: RefSeq, a predicted model, not a curated record